AUGGCAUGUUCAUUCAAGGGUUUAGGAAGCCAAUAUCUUCUGAAGAUCUCGGCGCGAUCGAUAGCAAGUUCGACUCAGCUGCCAUUCAUCAACAAAUCCACGAUGAGUGGUCAAAGCAAGACCGCCGAGUCAAAUGGCCUCUCCUCUGGACCCUCUGGAGAGCACUUCGAUGGUCUAUCUUGUCAGCAGUACCGGCUCGGCUCUGCUACGGCGGGAAAUGACAUCGGCUACGGUCUCAUAACGGCAACUGGUUGUAUCUACGUGGGAAUAGCGAUAUCGACGGCUAUCUACAAGCAUCAGUUGUACCGUCAUAUUACCUUGGUCAGAGGCGCGCUUGUUACCCUCAUCUACUCUGAGACAGUCUCCGUGGAGCAAACCUUUGACGGUCCAUCGGCCAUCCUGACACUUAUGAACACCGACGUGGACCGGAUCUACCAACGUGUAUUUGUGCUUCCCGAUCUUUGGUCUCGCCCCUUGGAGCUGGCUGUUGGGACCAUUCUGCUGGCAUUGCAAAUUGGGUUGGGUCAUCACCGCCGAUUCUCGCGUCACGGUGAUGAUAGGCGGAAAAGUCAAGACAUGGAACGACGCGGUUUGGGGUUCCUUAAAUGUGUCAAAAUCCUAGGACUCACCGGACCCAUACAUUUGAUGCUCCAGAAUGAAAGACUACGCGAGCUGCGCUUCCAGGUGAAGUUUCGCCAAUCAACUGUUUGGCUGAAUACAUUGGGAAACGUGCCGCCUGCUCUUGCUGCAGCUGUUACCUUCAUCGCAUACGCAAUAAAAGCCAAACUUGAGGGUUCUGCCUCAAUAAAUGCCUCUGAGGCCUUCACAAAUCUUGCUCUCAUCUCUUUGGUCGCAGCCCCUUCCGCCAAUAUUCUGACAGCUUAUCCCGCGGCAGCCUCAUGCAUCGGUUGUCUAAGCGGGAUCAAGGCGUACUUGAUGAAACCACGAGCUCAUACUCUCAAUCGAGAAGUUACUGAAACGAAUGCUCUGCCGAACAAGGAGAAUUCCGGCUUCCGUGCGGUUCAGGAUGCUGCAUGCAUAUCCCGUUCCAAUACCAGAAGGCUCAGCGGCUAUCAUGAUAUUCUUCAAACUCUGGAUUCAAUCCUCCAACCCGGAAACGUCACUUUCAUUCUGGGGCCAAGCGGCUCAGGUAAAUCCACAUUCUUGAGAGCUGUAAUGGGUAAAAUGUGCCACUCUGAGCCCAUAUGGUCAAGAGGGGAACUUAUCUACUGCGAAAAAGUCCCGUGGCUUUUUACAGGUACUAUUCAGGAGAACAUUUGCAGCACCAACAUUGAGAAUUUUGACGAGGGUUGGUAUCGAUCUGUCCUUGCUACGUGUGCUCUUCAAAAUGAGCUUAUUUCAUUGCCGCGAGGCGACCUGACGCACAUUGAUGGCCAAGCUUCCAGUCUCAAUGGAAGUCAGAAACAGCGUGCUGUGCUCGCUCGUGCUCUAUACCUGCGACCUCGACUGAACCUGCUUGAUGAUUUGCUAAGUUCUUCGGACUUGGAAACGGAAAGACCAGUUAUACAGGGAUUACUGGGACGAGACGGUCUUCUACGAAAGCUCCAUGCAACUGGAGUUAUUGUUGCUCAGAGUUGGCGCUACGCAGAGGUUGUGGACUGCUUGUUCGCGAUUGACAGCGAAAGAAAUGCCAGUUUGAUUCUGAAAGCAGCUAGAUUCGACGACAGCAUUUUCAACACUGAUGCGGAUCUACCUGCAAGCAUUGGAGAGUCGAAACCCACAGAUGAAAAGAUCAAAAUCUUUGUGGUUGUUCCCGGGACUGGGUUGGCUGGGAAGCUUGCCCGCAAUGACAGUGACUUCUCAGACUACGCUUAUUACUUCAAAAGCAUGGGCUGGCUGUGGGUCGUUUCAUUCUUUCUAUUCACCAUCGUCCAGACAAUUUGCUAUUACAUGUCCCAAGUCAUCCUGCAAUGGUGGACCGCAGACGGUGGGCUGGAUGUCGCGAAAUGGACGCCACUCUAUUUCUUCCUGGCAUGUGACAAUGCCAUAUUCUUCGGUCUUACAACCUGGGUAAAGUUUCUCAAACUGGCGCCGGAGUCUGCUGCGAACUUGCAUCGAAUACUGCUGGAUACUGUAACAAAUGGGACUUAUUUGUUUCUCGCAAAGACCGACGUUGGCAUAUUGCUCAACAGAUUCAGCCAGGUGGAUCUUCAGACCUCUCGUCGACUCCGGGUUAUUGAGCUUGAACUGAGGAGCCCGCUAUAUUCCCACUUCCUCGAAACAAUGAAAGGGCUCAGCAGCAUCCGGAGGCUUCACUGGGAGCAACAAUUCACAGACCGCAUGAUUAAAAAGCUCGAUGAUUCACAGAUUCCUUACUACUUACUCUAUUUGCAACCCACACACCGGGAGAGGAGACACCGCUCAGAUGGCGGUAUCGAGCUUCACAACCUCAUUGCUGGUUACAAUGCGUCCGACAAUACCCUCAACAAUAUCACAAUGUCGAUUCGGCCAGGUGAAAAGAUUGGGCUGCGCGGACGCGCUGAGAGUGGCAAGACUUCCCUCCUCGCUUUUUUGAGACUGUUGGAUGUAUCACAAGGCUCCGUAAUUGUCGAUGGCAUCGAUCUCAGCACCGUUCCUCACGCGACAAUCCGAGAACGUAUCCUCAGCGUCCCCAAAGAUUCCUUUCUUAUCCAACGGAGAACUGUGCGAUUCAACGUGGAUCCCAAUGGUGAGCAUAACAAUGCACAAAUAAUCUCUGCAUUCGCCAAGACGUUUCUGUGGCCUAUCCUGGAAAAGAAUGACGGGCUAGACACGAUCAUCGCUUCAGAGCUCCUGUCUCCGGGAAAAAGCAGCUAUUCAGUCUGA
This is a messenger RNA of Cladophialophora bantiana CBS 173.52, 2826 nucleotides long. RefSeq lists its product as uncharacterized. Gene Ontology annotation, biological process: transmembrane transport. Gene Ontology annotation, cellular component: membrane. The coding region runs from base 1 to 2826 and encodes 941 amino acids. The transcript is spliced from 8 exons. NCBI's taxonomy places the organism in Eukaryota, Fungi, Ascomycota, Eurotiomycetes, Chaetothyriales, Herpotrichiellaceae. Gene Ontology annotation, molecular function: ATPase-coupled transmembrane transporter activity; ATP binding; ATP hydrolysis activity. The record is from RefSeq and is a predicted model, not a curated record.